CUGCAGACAUAAAAGAUGGCGCGUACUGGUAAUUUCAGUACAUACCUUUGUUUUAUAAUGUUUGUGAUAGGAAUAAAUGCGCAAGGAAUGGACAAUGUCCUUGACAUUAACUGUGACUUGAAAGCGAUGUUAGCAGGAUCCUCGCCUACAAUACAGGAGAUUUGUGGAGACAAUUUUCAGGUGAUUGUUCAUGGAUUGACAAGCAAUACGUACUUAUUUCCAGCUGAAUCCUUUCCAUGGAAAUUUGAAAUGACUCUUGUGACUGAUUUAGAAAACCCAGACAAUAUCAUCAAAUCCACUAAAAUAGUCUCAAUUGAAUUAACAGAAUUAAACCAAGGCGAUAACAUCACUGAUAUCAUUACACACUAUUUGACUGUAACCCUUGGCAACACAGAGUUCCAGAUUCCCGAUGGACAAUGUGACAAUAGAGGUGGAAAGGGAAUUAUGAGGCUUUUCUCCGAACAGUCAGGGUUCGAUGCAGAAUAUGUUGGAAAAGGUUUCUUUAGGGUGAUGUGUGAGUUCUCAGGAGUUGACCUGAAACUAGAGUUACAGACACCUAAUGGCCUGCCAUACACACAGAGUAACAAUACCACCCUCUACAUCGACAAUAUAAAUACAACCAGUGAUCUCUUUUACGCAACAGAUCUUGCCAAUUUAAAGAUAAUUGUCGAUGGCAGCAUACCGCUUCUCGAUCCGGCAGACACGUGUAUAUUUGCCAUUGCUUACCUUACUAAAACACAUGGAAUACAUCCAGUACCUAGCAACCAGCAUUGUACAGAAAUGGGAAUGGAAACCAAGGUUCCAGAGAUGACUUACUACGACAGUCUAAUAGGGGUCCCUAUUUGCUUAUCCAAUUUGAAUAAUGGAGGAGACUUGUUACAGAUGAUAAAAGAAAGUCACCAGAAUCUCAGUGUCUGUGGACAAUAUACCCUUGUUAUUCAAGUGGAUCCAUUGCAUACCUUGCAUAACGAGAUGAGCAAAUGUAAUAACUUUAUAACCUUUGACAUCUAUAUCAACUGUGGCAUGUCACACGGAGGCAUGGCACCUGCUACAUGCGAGAUAAUGAUGGACCCGUUUGGAGGAAGCCCGCAUCAAGAGAUGUUCCAUACUAGAUUUAUAUACCAUAAAGCCAACCAUAAUUAUUCGACCUCUGAAACAUUUCACAAUGUUCGAAUGUUUAGACAGGAGAAACUACAUUGGAUGGAAAUCCAUAAUAACUACAUAGAAAUGCAUGAUGGCCGUAAAUCAAGAUCCGAUCUUCUGAAAGUAUUCAAAACAUAUAUAGAAAACAAGGACAUUGAGAGCAGCUGUAAUGAUCUUGUGGGUGACAGUGACAUUCAAAAUGCUAUAUCAGAAUUAGAAGGAUUAAAUGAAGAUUUGCUGAAAGCCAGUCAAGACAUUAGCAUAGACUUGCUUGUGCCGGCCUAUGUGACAGCAAAGGAGAAAAUGGAUCUGAUGAGCAAUUCUAAGGUUUACAAGUUUCUUUCACAAAAAUGA
Messenger RNA from Ruditapes philippinarum (Manila clam), 1497 nucleotides. RefSeq lists its product as uncharacterized. The transcript is spliced from 12 exons. Lineage: Eukaryota; Metazoa; Mollusca; Bivalvia; Venerida; Veneridae. The record is from RefSeq and is a predicted model, not a curated record. Bases 16 to 1497 code for a protein of 493 amino acids.